Molecule: messenger RNA, 3024 nt
Organism: Podarcis muralis (Common wall lizard)
Lineage: Eukaryota; Metazoa; Chordata; Lepidosauria; Squamata; Lacertidae
Source: RefSeq, a predicted model, not a curated record
AGCGGUGGCCGGUCGCCUCAGACCCCCGCUCAGGAGGGAGCGGGCGGUACUAGGCGAGAGGGGCUGCGUUUUCGCAGCACUCGGCUCCUGCCGUCUUCCAUUCCUCCUCGGCCGCCUGAGGAGGAGCGACCAUGUCGGUCGUCUUCUACCUCCUCUCCACGCUGGGCGGCUACCUCUUCACUUCGGCGCUGCUGCUGAAGUACCCGGGCUUGCUCCACCGACCCAAGCGCCACCGCUUCCGAUGCCGGCACAUCUCCCACCGCGGCGGUGAGGGCGGCCGCUGGGCGUCGUUGUCUUCAUGGGCUGGAGAGAAUCUGGAAAAUACCAUGGCAGCCUUUCGCCAUGCAGUCGACGUUGGGACCGAUAUGCUGGAACUUGACUGCCACUUGACGAAGGAUGAGCAAGUCGUCGUGUCUCAUGACGAGAAUCUGAAACGGUCGACCGGGGUUGAUGUCAAUAUAUCAGACCUCGAAUACUCGGAACUCCCACCGUACCUCUGCAGAUUGGAUGUAACAUUCCAGAAAGAGUGCCAUUGCGAAGGUGAAGACAAGCGCAUCCCCCUCCUGAAAGAGGUAUUUGAGGACUUCCCCCACACUCCUGUCAACAUAGACAUCAAGGUGAACAAUGACGUACUGAUUAAAAAGGUCUCAGAGUUGGUGAGCCUUUACAAGCGAGAACAUCUGACGGUUUGGGGCAACGUCAGUCAUGAGAUAGUUGAAAAGUGUCACAAAGAGAACGCCCACAUCCCUAUCCUCUUCUGCUUGCGACGUGUCCUGCUCCUCCUCGGCCUGUUCUAUACUGGCCUCCUGCCUUUCUUUCCCAUCCUGGAGGAGUUCUUGGAGAUUCCUAUGCCUUCCAUCAUUCUCAAGUUGAAAGAAUCAGAGAAGAUCUCAAGGAGCCAGCGGUUUACAAUAUGGCUUACUGACGCAUUGUUAAUGAGGAAAGCAUUAUUUGACCACCUCACUGCUCGAGGAAUUCAGGUGUAUAUCUGGGUCCUCAACGAAGACGAAGAGUACCAGCGAGCGUUCGAUUUGGGCGCGACAGGCGUGAUGACGGAUUACCCCACGAAGCUGAAGAACUUUUUGCACACCUACACGCCUGGGCAGCAGAAAGACAAGGAAGGGUAGUUCUUGCAAAGAGGAAGGGGGGAGAGUACACAAUCCCCGGACAGCGCCAAGCCAAGGAGGAGCAGCAGCAACACCCCCCCUCCGACACACCGGCACCCUCCUGCCUGAACUUUUCAGUGACAUGCGCUCACCCGACAAUGAGACGUAGAUGCAGCUGGGUUUUAUUACCUCAUUCUUAAGUCAUUACACCUCUUAGAGAUUGCACACAGCUAUAUUUAUUUUAAAAUGUAAGCGGCAUAGUUGUUAUGUAAAUAGCUUGAUGGGCGGGUGUUGCACCCUGGUCCGACGAGACGUCUCUAGGAAGGAACCUGCCGACAGGGCGAUUCCUAGAGGUGGUAGGUGUAACUUAACCGUAUUCGUUGCUAGCUCAGAUUCCACCAAGUUUGCACAUGGGAAACAUUCCAGCGGGACACUUUUUAAAAAAUAAUAAUAAUAACAAUAAUUUUACUUUGUUGCCUACUCUGUGUAAAAUGUUCUUAGUGGACUGGCUGACGCAGCCGUAAUUGUCACGUUUUCUUAGUGAGGCAGAAAGAGGAAAAGAAGGAAGAGCUGGAAAACCGGACAAGCUGGACCUUUUUCUCUGCUAAAAGCCCCUGUCUGACAUCCAUGUUUUAUUUGCUGUGGACAACUGUGAAGAGGGGGUGAUGAACUGUUCCCCAAUGGCUACUCCCCCACCACCCAAAUCUGGUAGGCUGCUCUAAGCACUGUUUGACGGCAGACACUGUUUGCUCCAUGCGCCAUUCCUGCCUCUUGAGCAGGCUAUCUGGCCACAGCAAAUCUUGGCCAGGGAACUCAUGGCGGCCAGUCCUCUAGCAUAACUCAUGAAAGUUAGCCUUCUUUUAUGGUGUGUGUGUGUGUGUGUGUGUGUGUGUGUGUGUGUGUCCAACAUCGAACCCUAAAACUAGCAAUAGUGCUGUUUGUAUUAAUGUAGGGAUGUCUUGGCCAGUUUGUUGUACGUACUGCCACAUUUUUUUAGCCUGAAGCAUUUUUGGGAAGGGCUCGCACUGCAGUCAUUGACUCCGAGUGGGAGCAGAAGACAUAUAACAGUAAGAUGUGACACCACUUUUCAGGGGCUGAUGGUAUCAAAAGCUGCAACCUUUUUUCCCACCUGGCCUGAAUUCAGAAUGUAGAAUAAGCUAUAAUUCUUGUAGAUUCCAGGCUCACCUGCCUCAAUAGUCAUAAGCCUAGUAGCACAUGCCACAUUUUGAACCAAGAGGCUGAAAUUCCCAAAACAAAGCCUCCCUAAUUGACUGGCAUACGUAGAAAGAGGUCUCUGCACUUUGUACCACUGUUGGGACACUGUUGCCUCCCCAGGAGAGGUCUGGCAUAAGAAUUCCUGGAGCAAGUGCUGGAUCCAAGGAAAGCUCUUAAAUUCGCCUCUGCAAGUGCGCUUUGGUUAACUGAGCUGGUCUCCACUCCCAUGCACAAGGAUGUCUUCUGACCUACUGACAUCUAGAGAAAAUAGCAUCACGUUUACUUUAAAAUAAGUCAAUGUUUUAAAUAUAAGGGGGUGGCAAGCCACAGAAGAAAGGUAUGGAAAACCAGUGCAGUUCAAGACCUAGACCUAGGUUCAAAUAUCCGCUUGAUUAAAAUAAAAAGUAGCUGGGAUAGUUUAGAGCAGUCACAAUCUCUCAGCCUAACCUACCUCACAGGGCAGUUAUGAGGAUAACAGGGUAUUUUUUAAAGAAAAACAAUGGCACUGUAGACCACCCUGAAUUCUUUGGAGGGAUUUGAUACAAACUGUGACUUUAAAAGGCCUUUAAAGUGUAAGCGUUGAAACUGUAGCAUGUAUAUUCCGAAGUACACUUCUGUGUCGCCUCUCCUAAAUUUAGCUUAAACUGUACUGUGAGGGACGUAGCGGUCUCUGGGUCAGCGAAUUAAAAAAAAGAAAGAAAAC